Molecule: messenger RNA, 3535 nt
Organism: Dunckerocampus dactyliophorus (ringed pipefish)
Lineage: Eukaryota; Metazoa; Chordata; Actinopteri; Syngnathiformes; Syngnathidae
Product: AP-1 complex subunit sigma-1A
Exons: 5
Coding region: 146-694 (182 amino acids)
Biological process (GO): intracellular protein transport; vesicle-mediated transport
Cellular component (GO): intracellular membrane-bounded organelle; membrane coat; AP-1 adaptor complex
Molecular function (GO): clathrin-cargo adaptor activity
Source: RefSeq, a predicted model, not a curated record
ACCUGCCUAGAGAAGCAGGCGAUGGGCUCCACUGUCACAGUCGCCGACAUGAAGUGUCAACAUUAGCCGCUGUCGUCCUGUGGAAAGUUGACAGGCAGAGUUCGUGUGUAACGUCGCGCUAUCGCUCCGAAAAAACACUUCGAAAAUGAUGCGCUUUAUGCUGCUGUUCAGUCGGCAGGGCAAGCUGCGGCUGCAGAAGUGGUACACGGCCACAGCGGAGCGCGACAAGAAGAAGAUGGUGAGGGAGCUGAUGCAAAUAGUGCUGGCGCGCAAGCCCAAGAUGUGCAGCUUCCUCGAGUGGAGAGACCUCAAGAUUGUCUACAAGAGGUACGCCAGCUUGUAUUUCUGCUGCGCCGUGGAGGAGCAGGACAAUGAGCUGAUCACACUGGAAGUCAUCCACCGCUUUGUCGAGCUCUUGGAUAAAUACUUUGGCAGCGUGUGUGAGCUGGACAUCAUCUUCAACUUUGAGAAGGCUUAUUUCAUCCUGGACGAAUUCCUGAUGGGCGGGGAGAUCCAGGACACAUCAAAGAAAAGCGUCCUGAAAGCCAUUGAGCAAGCUGACAUACUGCAGGAGGUCUUUGAAUUCUUUCAAAUGAAUUUGAAUUACAGUUUUCAAGGUUUUAAAGGAAGACGAGUCACCCAGGAGCGUGCUGGAGGAGAUGGGCUUGGCGUAGUGACUCUGCAGACCACAUAAGACUGAGCACUGCUUGUGUAUGUCUUCAGUGGCUCUUACACUGUGAUAAUUCACAGUGUGUAACUUGGGACUCUUGAAUGUGUGUGUGUGUGUGUGUGAGAGAAAGAGACUUGUGCAGGAAAUUGCACAUAUCGCUUGUGUGUGCAUUUGUGCGUGUUUGUAUGUUUAGAUUUUUAAGCAUGAGAUGGAUGCUUACAUACAUGUAAGUAAGGCAGGCUGGUAAUUAGGUGCAUAAACAAGGAACGAGAGCAAUGAAUUACUCCUAGUUAGUUUUAUCUUCAUUAAUAUCAACGAUCUUCAUGAUAGACCAAAAAACGGUUUUGUUUCCGUGUGUUUGUUUUACAACCUUGUGUACCAUGAUGCUGUUGUAAGUUUGCUGGCUAGAUGUUGUGUAACAGUGCAUUGGAGAUUAUGGUUGGACAGCAAGAUCUUUUUUUGGAGGAUAGGAAGGAGACAAAUCAGGCGCCGGAUGCAUCCGCCCUGUGCUGGCUCUUUAUUUGGUUUGUCCACUACAAGAAAAAUCCACAAUCAAAAAAUUUUUGCAAUGCUAUUUUUAAGGGGUGUCAUAAGAUAUUGAAACGUGUCUAUAUAUCUCGUUUAGACAAAAGAUGUCUCUCGGGAAAAGGUCAUCCAGAAGUCUAUCAGACUGAACUACAGCAUCACUGCUGUGAAUUAUAAAACACAUAAUAUGAGAGUGGCAGUGCGUGAGGCAGGAUUGGAACAGCAUAUUAAGUGCUUUACACAUACUAUAAACCUUGUUAUCCAACCUACAUCGGUGUACCCAGCAUCACUCGUCACUCUGCGGGAGCUUUUUUUCAUCAGUUCAAUUAAUUCUACAUUUUAUGAAAUUUAGCUAAAGAUUUGUCAGAUCAAAAUGCCAUCGCUAAAUAUGAUUUGUCAAAACGUGUAAUUAAUUACUUCCUGGUGUGGCACACUAAGCAUCAUGGAAACUAAUCUACUGCAGUCUAUCCUAUUUUACCUGUCUUUACAUAACUCCCCGUCAACAUAAAGGAUUAGUAGUAGCAGCUACAACAGCCGUCGUUAUUUUAACUUUUAUCAUUUUAAUUUUUUGUUUCAAUUGUGGCAAAAAGUUCAACAGUUAAAAGCAUCAUGCGUCAGUCAUGCAUGGAGUUAUAAAACAUUUCAAAAUGUACCUGCAUUGUUUUUGUGACUCCGUUUAAUUUUUUUUUAAAAGCUUUGUUUGUCCAGUCAUAUACUUUGUCAUUGUUUUGUUAAAAGUAAUGUUAAAAAUAUCCUCUCGUCUCGUGUGCUGGGUCUAUCAUGACACCCCUACUAUUCUUGUAUAAUUUCAUUGCUGGCCCACCUUCACGUGACAGCCUUUUUAGUACAUCUUUUCAAAGUUAAGUGUCCUCUAAGGCAGGGGUUCUUAACAUUUUUGACCUGGGGGCCCAUGCAAAUAUUAACACUGCUGGUUUGGUUUGAUUUACAAGCAUCCGAUGUCAACAACAGUGCAACGUGAGUCCUUCAUUGAAAUGGCAGCAUCUGUUUGUGAGCACCUCUUUAAUUAAUAUAUAUAUAUAUAUAUAUAUAGCAUUGAAAAUCCUGUCGGCGGAAACAGAUUCAGCGUUAAAUACUUCACCAUCGUUGCCACACAUUGGAGCUGACUGAGGCAUUACUGCCACCAAGUGGUUGCAGACCGUUUUGUCUCAUCAAUAACUAUCUCUGCCGUAUUGAAUUGAUGACUUAUGCUGUCCCGCACCCCCAGUGUUAAGCGGUAUUGCUCUAAGGCAAGCAGCAGUAAUAACUUUCGUAGCUUUUAAGCAAUGGUGUGUGUUUGUGUGUUUAGGUUGAAUAAUAUCACCAAGGCAGAGCCAUAAGUUAGGACAUUAAUUACACCUUUUUUUAAAUAGUUGAUCUGGCUUGUUAUUUGACAGCACGACUUAAAGGCGGCUCGACGCAGCGAAAGUGUGCCUAAUAAAGUGUCUGGUCACAGGUGUAGGUUUGGAAAAAGGAACCAAAGACGUCACAGCCGAUAAUAGACACCCGCGUGUCCAGAGGGCCUUUAUUGUUGUUACGACAUGGCGGUGACAGCACAUGACUCCAUUGUGUGACAGUAAAAGGAGGGAGAGAGGUAUGCCACCUCGUUUAAACUCUUUAAACUGACUUUGCAGCCAUGUUUGAAUGUAUUAGUACGUUCUGACAGGCUCAUACCUCAACUGUUAGGGUAUCUUUUUGCGCAAGUCUAGACGGGCUGGUUUUGUUACAAUGCUUCAAAAUGAUAUUAGGUCAAGCCUUCUCACUUAUGCAUUUUGCAAGCUCUGCUUUACACCCUUGUGUGUCUUAUUGCACUAGACGAAUUGCUUUUUUAAGGUGGGUAGCCUCAAAGGUGGUGGUGCAUACUUAUCAUACUGUACUGUAAUCAUUUGUCUGGAUUGUUUUAUCCUGACUGCUCGUACACACUUAAGCCUCACAAACAGUCCUGUCUGGAUGCUUUAUUCCAGCUUCGAUCCUUAAUGUGUGUAUGCAUGUGUUGUUCUAUAAAAAAACAGCUUGUUCUAUGACAAACAGCUUUAUUUGUAUGUGUGUGUGUGCGUGUGUGUGUGUGUGCGUGCGUGCGUGCGUGUGUGUGUGUCAGCGAGCCUGUUCCGACUCCGUGAAGGAACAUUGGCACAUGUCGCCUGUACAUGCUUUACUGUAGCAUCAAGUUAAGAACGCAUACAUUUAGCUUAAAAAGAGGCUUUUUUAUUAACACCCCUGCUUUAAUUUUAAUUCUAACUAAUCUUUUAAAGAGUUGUCGCAAAAGGAGGAGCUUGUCGAGUCUGUGUGAUGUUGUGGUUAAUAAUAAGGUGUAUGGCAGCAGUUUUAUAACGAUGAAAUAAA